UUCGAACUCUCACUGAUGACGUUUGAUCUUCCGCUUCUGCGCAGCGCGAGUCUCUGAACGAACGAACAACAAAACCAUCACCAGAAUCACCGAGAGUCAACAAAACACUGUCAGAGUGAAUCUGGCGCUAAUAUCAUGUCUGGAAACGCUUUUCCAGAUCAGUCGGGAUCUGAGGGCGAGGAGAGCGAUAGAGCGGAGCUGAGACUCGUUCUGAUUGGCCGGACGGGGUCGGGCAAGAGCGCCACAGGAAACACCAUCUUAGGGCGACGUCACUUCCUGUCGGCGCUGCGGGCGGGUUCAGUGACCCACACGUGUGAGUGCGGCAGCGCGGAGCUGCGUGAGGAUGAGGAGUCCAGCGGGAUGAAGAGGGUUCUUGUCGUGGACAUGCCGGGUUUCGGCGACACUCGAUUCGACACGAGUCACGUUCACGCCGAGAUCGCCAAGUGUGUGGCGCUGACGGCUCCCGGUCCGCACGCGUUCCUGCUGGUGAUCCCUCUGGGCCGCUACACGCAGGACGAAGACCGGGUCGUGACGGAGAUGCUGCGUGUGUUCGGCGAGGAGGCGCUUCGCCACACGGUGGUGCUGUUCACGCGAGGAGACGAGCUGGAGGAGGACGGGAUGGAGAGUUUCCUGGGUGACGGAUUCGCUCCGGAGCGACUGACGGUCCUGCUGCGCCGCUGCGGCGGACGGUACUGCGUCAUCAACAACAGGGCGCCGGAGAACCGGACGCAGGUGCGCCACCUGCUGGAGACGGUGCAGAAGAUGGUGGAGAACACGGGCGGAGCGUGUUACACCAACAACGUGUUCCUGCAGGCCGAGCGAGCCAUACGGGACGAGCAGCAGCGGCGCACUGCUAAGAUGUGGCGGAGCCGGACGGGAAACGGGAUGGCGGUCAGCAGACGUGAGGUGCUGCGAUCCGCUCUGAGCCGCAUGCGAACCGAAGCCGCGCUCUCCGGGAAGGUUCUGGAGCGCGUGAAGGUACUGGUUGCUGCCGGGGCCACCGGGAUGGCGGUCGGAGCCGUUUUUGGAGCCGCGGCUCCUCUGGCGAUGGCGGCGGGAGCCUCUAUGAUGGGCGGAUCAGCGGGGUUAGUCGGAGUCUCCGCCGCAGGAGGUGCAGGUGUAGGCAAAGCGUUCGGCGCAAUAGUAGCGGCCGCGUCUGGAAAGACGGCAGUGGCUCUGGGAGCGGCGACGGGAGGCGUGCUGGGAGGGUCGGUGGGAGCGCUGGCGGGAGCCGAGGCCGCGGGACCGCGGGAGGCUGCGCUGGACGCAAUGCAGCAGGUGGGAUCGAUGGGUGCUGCAGUGGUGGGCGUGGCUGCAGGAGUGGGUGGAGCUAUGGGGGCGGGAACAGUUAUGGGGGCGGUGCUAGAGGGCGGAGCAAUAAGUGCUGGUGAAGCCGCAGUUGCAGUGCAGCCUGUGACGAGCGCAGUGACCUCCUCCUGCGCAGCGGAUGGCAUUGGAACAACCGCGCACAUCCUGACCGAGAUCGGACGAGCGGCGGCGGGAAUCGUGCUGGCCGGAGGACUGGUGAUCAAAGUGGUGAAGGAGAAAGUUCGCUCUGCAACGGAAAACGGCUACACUGAACGCAACUCCUACGAGAUCUACUGGAACAAAUGAAGGAUGUGACGCGCCGGUUGACAUUAAAGCGCUUAAAAUGCUUCUGGCUGCAUCUGACCUGAUCAUUUCAUUCAGAUUCAUAGAUGCAUUUCAGCUAGUUUUUACCCAUUGAUAUAAACCUGCAUUCAAACAGUCUGUUUAGACUCCAGUUAUUCGCAUAAACAUGCUUUUUAUUGAGCACAUUUUUAGUGAAUUUAAGGUUGAACUGUGUGUUUAAACAGUUGAUGGCGUGUGAGUUUGGACUGGUUUGGGUUGGUUUAGUGAGAUCAGAUUCACUGAACACUGUGUGUUUGUUUUCUGAAGCAGCUGAACAAAAAUAAACACGAAUUAUCUGA
Megalobrama amblycephala (Wuchang bream) is the source of this 1949-nucleotide messenger RNA. RefSeq names its product GTPase IMAP family member 4-like. The record is from RefSeq and is a predicted model, not a curated record. Gene Ontology annotation, molecular function: GTP binding. The transcript is spliced from 3 exons. The coding region runs from base 136 to 1614 and encodes 492 amino acids. NCBI's taxonomy places the organism in Eukaryota, Metazoa, Chordata, Actinopteri, Cypriniformes, Xenocyprididae.